Messenger RNA from Mytilus trossulus (common blue mussel), 934 nucleotides. RefSeq names its product dynein light chain Tctex-type 5-like. NCBI's taxonomy places the organism in Eukaryota, Metazoa, Mollusca, Bivalvia, Mytilida, Mytilidae. The record is from RefSeq and is a predicted model, not a curated record. Gene Ontology annotation, molecular function: dynein intermediate chain binding. Gene Ontology annotation, cellular component: cytoplasm; cytoplasmic dynein complex. The coding region runs from base 302 to 856 and encodes 184 amino acids. Gene Ontology annotation, biological process: microtubule-based movement. The transcript has a single exon.
GUCAAUAUAAUUAAGGCUGUCAUUCAUAAAUACUUCAUAAAACCCAUUUGUAUCGUCAAAAUAGACGGCUGUGAUCACGAAUUGAGGAUCAGAAUCGAUGAUUGUACGCCAGAUUUUCCAUAGGAUAUUUAUCGGGUAGAAUUCGCUGUAAUCCACAGAUAUUUAUAACGAAGGUACGGUGAAUGGAUGGAUUUAAUCAAUGUUUGACACGCUUUUAGAUAAAAUUAUCUAAUUGUGAAGUUCAUUCUGGUUUCCGUUAUUAAGUGAAUAUUGACUAGGUAUUUGUUUAUUGCGGAAAAGCAUGGCGAUGGAUUCUAGGAGGAUACGGAGAACACACGGACAUGGCGGGGGACAUGUACCAGGGCAUGGACAGAACCUGACUGUGCCGGGCAGGCUUACAAAAGCCCACGGGCAUACUUUAAGGGAUCAUAAAGGAAACGAUAGUAAAUCCGAAAGCUCUGAUCAUGAUAGAGGGAAAUAUUUUCAUGAACAUGUCAGACUUGAAAAUACAUUUCAACUGAAUCCAUGUGAGGAUUAUAAGUUUUCAAGCAAACAGAUGGAAAGGGUAAUGAAGGACAUAUUAGACAAACAGUUAUCUGAGACGGACUAUAACGGGAAAAUAUGCCCGACAGUUGCCGCAAACUUGUCAUCCUUAAUAAAAGAACGAGCUAAGGAGUUUCCAUGGAAACGGUACAGAUACGUAGUACAAGUUGUAGUUGGAGAGAAUUCUGAACAAGCAGUACAAAUUGGUAGCCGUUGUAUAUGGGACGAAAAGAACGAUAAUUUUGCGUGUGUAACUUUUAAAAAUAAAACUGUGUUUGCCGUAGCUGCAUGUUAUGGGAUUUAUUUAGAAUGAUUUCAUUUCGGAACAUUUGUUAAUUUGUUAUUAUUAGUAUUAAAGGAUUCUAUGGGAUUUUAUAGUUUGCAGUAUUUU